CGCGCAAACUGGAUUCUUGACUCCUCAGUCCCAAUCAAGUAUGCAUUAACACGUAAAAGACAUUUAUGCACCAAUUAUCAUACAGACCACAGAAGUAAGUAAACAAGCGGUUCCAAUCCUGUGGCUUCCUCUUUCAUCAAUGACAAGAGUAAAUACUCUCAGAACACAGACCCCAAAAAGCAAUAAAAAGAUGAUCGGAAAAACAAUACCCCAUUACCAAGAAAGACCAGAUUCGACAAAAUCUUGGGAAUAUCACACCAAACCCUAAUACAAAUCUACAAUCACGCAGAACAACAAUCGGAAACAUACAUCGAAGAGCCCAUCAACCCUACGCAUCCGUUACUCAAAAGCACAGAAUCCAAACUAAUCUACCAAUCAACCAAUCAAAAAAACAGCAGCAAUGAAAACAGCCAACAAGAAUCGCAAGAUCGGGACCCUUUCCGGCUACGGUGAACAAAACAAACGGGAACAAUAACGAACACGCGAAGAAGCAGAAAAGAGCACCUCCAAAAGAUACCGAAAGAAACAGCGAAGGACAACGAAACGCGGAGAGCGUCAAUCAGAACAGAUCUCCGGGAGAGUAGCGGAGGCAAUGGAGGCUGAAGGAAAGGAAGGAUUGGCUUUUUCUAGGGCUUUUGGGGGAGAACUUGCAGGCAGCUAUUCCGUUUGUAUUGUGGAGAAGGAUUGCGGAACCGUCAGUGACAACACCCUAACUUUGUUUUUAUAGGCUUCGCCGCAAUUGGGCUUUGCAAUUGCGGGCCGAUGAGAUGCAGAAGAAACACCAAAAGGCCCAUACAGUAGAGGCCCACUCCAUCUCCGUUUCUUCAUCACUUCUUCAACCUCUCUCUCUCUCUGUCUGAUUGUUGUCUCGUUUACUCUUGCCGGCCGCCGCUACCGGCUUUUCGUCGGUCUCUUCGACCGGCUAUCUUCAUCGUCAGGGAGAGAAGGAUAACCGACUGAAGCAGCGUUUUAAUUUCUUCAGAACUCGAAGAUGACUGAUGUCUCACACAACGGGAGCCAUUGGCCUCUUGCUGCAUCAAUGCGCGAAAUUGAAGGCCUACAGUCGAGGUCUCGCCCUCCAAGCCGUUGCUUACAAGUCCGGCCUCCAUUCGGAUGUCGUGGUAUCCAACCAUGUCCUCAACGUGUAUGCCAAAUGCGGGAAGAUGUCUUCUGCUAGACAAGUGUUCGACGAAAUGCCGCAGAGAAACCUUGUUUCCUGGUCGGCCAUGAUUUCUGGCUAUGACCAGGUUGCCGAACACUGGUUGGCACUGGAACUCUAUUCCCAGAUGUGUUCUUUUCUCCCCAACGAGUAUGUAUUCGCCAGUGUCAUCAGCGCAUGUGCAGGUCUCGCGGCGCUGGUCGAGGGGCAGCAACUUCACGCUCAAUCCUUGAAGUUGGGUUGUACUUCCAUUUCUUUUGUGGCCAAUGCGCUCAUCUCGAUGUAUAUGAAAUGUGGUCGGUGCAGUGAUGGGUCAUUGGUCCACUCUGGGGUUUCAGACCCUACCCUCGUCUCUUACAAUGCUUUGAUUUCUGGGUUUGCUGAUAAUGGUCAAUCCAUUGAUGGGUUCAAAGUUUUCAGCCAGGUGCAACGACAGGGUCUUUUCCCGGACGAAUUCACAUUCGCUGGAAUUCUGAAAAUUUGCAGUGAUUCUACUGAUCAGCAAUUUGGUGCUGCAUUGCAUUGUCAAGCAAUGAAGCUGAAUUUGGAGUCUACUGCUUUCAUUGGCAAUGUCAUCAUUGGGAUGUACUCAAGCUUCAAGCUGAUAGAUGAAGCAGAGAAAGUUUUCAGAACAAUCAAAGACCGGGAUUUGAUAUCAUGGAACACAAUCUUGAGCACUUGUUCUAAUUGCUUCGAUCACGUGAGAGCACUAAGAGUACUCCGAGUUAUGAUAGCUGAUCAUCACGACUUGAAGCCCGAUGAUUUCACCUAUUCUGGUGCUCUUGCUGCUUGUGCAGGGCUAGCAUCACUAAAACAUGGUAAACAGAUUCAUGGUCAUCUGAUCAGGACAAGGCUGCAUAAUGACGUUGGCGUCAGUAAUUCCCUUAUGAACAUGUAUGCCAAAUGUGGUUCAAUAGUCAAUGCAUACAACACAUUCAACAGGAUGGGCUGCAGCCGGAAUCUGGUUUCAUGGAACACCAUAAUCGCUGGAUAUGGGAAUCACGGGCUUGGAAACAGGGCGCUUGAGCUUUCCCAGGACAUGAAAGCAGAGGGAAUGAGACCAGAUUCCGUUACAUUUCUCACUCUCUUAACGGCCUGCAAUCAUUCUGGGUUGGUGGGAGAAGGUCAACUGUGCCUUGAUUCCAUGGUUGAGAGCUACGGGAUCUUUCCUGAGACGGAGCAUCUCUCUUGCAUCAUCGAUCUGCUGGGAAGGGCUGGGAGAUUAAAGGAGGCGGAAGAUUACAUCGAAAGGUUUGAGUUUGGCGGGGAUCCAAUUGUGCUGGGUAGUCUGCUCGCUGCGUGUGUUCUGCAUGGAGAAGUUCCCAUGGGAGAAAGACUAGGUAAACGGCUUCUGAAACUCGAGCCUGCGACUACCUCGCCUUAUGUAUUGCUGUCGAAUCUGUAUGCCACGGAUGAGAAGUGGCAUGGUGUCGCAGAGACUAAGAAGUUGCUGAAGGUUAGUGGCCUGAAGAAAGAGCCAGGCCAUAGCAUGGUUGAAGUGAAUGAUACCUUUGAAAAGUUCACCAAAGGAGAUUUUUCGCAUUCCAGGAUUCUGGACAUCAGGGAGACCCUUAGAACUCUCAGUUCUGCGGAGGGAGAGACCGCCAUUUCUGCAGGAUACCAGAAUUAGGGAUUCAGUGUGGAUCAGAAUCAGAUUCCAAUCGACAUCGGUUCAGGAUGCUAGAAUUUUCUGCUGCUUUCUCUUGUGUAUUUGUUACUUGUAAGUUUUAACUAAAGUAUGUAUCGUUUU
Molecule: messenger RNA, 2909 nt
Organism: Linum trigynum
Lineage: Eukaryota; Viridiplantae; Streptophyta; Magnoliopsida; Malpighiales; Linaceae
Source: the annotation of a GenBank genome assembly